AGAACCUGGCCGACGAAUAUUCGGCCAUGUGAAGAGCCAUACCAGUUGAAAUUCAUCUUCCUCAUUUAAGCCACGAAAUGACCAUGCAGCAACCUUCCCAAAUUCAUUGUAUAGACAAACUUGAGCUGUAACAUUAAUAGUAGGAGCAAAUGACUCAUCAAGUGCAUGUAUAAAUAUUCCCAUAAUAAGGGGUAGGACGAAAGGGGAUAACAUAUAUCCGCAUACAUGUUUUACUCCCGAAAAUAUAGCACUCCACUAAGUAAAGAGAAAAUGAGAAGAAGGGGAAUGUCGGCCAUUACUAUCAUCAUCACAAAGAAGACCCAGCAUUUCGAUUAGAAGCCUCGUUAUCACUUAGACAUGCAACCAGAGGAGUACCGAAGCUAGCUAGUUAGUACCACCGGCCACGAUACCAUCGGUUGGGACCGGACUGCCAGACCGCCAAACCUGCCGCCGACGUAACACUUCUCACCACCACCGUCUAUGCACUGCCGUUACCUUGCCGCUGACCAAUAAAGAAAGUAAAGAGGAGAAAGGGAACCUGGAUUCACACAUUGCUACAAGGAUGCCGGAGUUUCCUACCGUCACCGGCACUUAGAAUAUUCCGACGCUAAAAGAAAGUGGUGCUAGGCAAAACUGCCAUCGGCUAAGAUGCUCUCUGUCCCUAACUAGACUACUAGAGUAUAACAAGAGAUUAAUAAACUAACAUUGCUGCUUAUCCACACUCCAUUGCAUGGUUUUCCUCUUGGGUUCUCCUUGGACGAAUAAAGAAGACGGUCAAGCAAGUGGAGCAGCAAGUGAUUUAAUUUUUGAGCCGGACCGCCGAGAGUAUUUUACUGGACUGGAUUUCUAUGGUUUACAUACUCUCUCGCAACUUAACUAAGGUUGAAGUUUGUUCACGAGACCAGUUUUAUCCAUUUGGGAGAUUCCCUAGAGCAGACUUGCUAAAAUGAUAAGAGGUAGGGGUAGAGCGACCAGAAGUAACCCCGAAGGUUUAACACCCCAGGGCAGAAAUAAUGCACCGCCAAGAGGGGGACUUACCAACAGAGGAAGAGGUAGACCUCCCAUCAGAAGAAUGACCAUACCAUCGAGAGGCCGUGGUGGUCGGCAAGGGGAACAUAUCAACGAUAAUGACCACGCUGGAGCGGUAAACGAACCUCAAAAUCAUGAUGAAGAAGUUGAGUCUCAACCUACACCCCAACAACAACAACAACAACAACAAGGCGUCGAGAUACCACCACUAGAUGAAAUUGGAAAAGUUUUGGAUUGGUAUAAACGCGCACGAGGGCAACAAGAAGGAAAUGUACAAGUCAUAGGUUCACAAAUGGGAGAACAAGAAGUCAAUAUGAUGUCAAAGAGGAACCGGGAAGAGACAAAACCCUUGAUUAGAAUCUCCAAAUAUCUCAGGGAGGCUAGAGAACUGGGAUGCAAAUCCUUCACCGGAGUAGGUGAUAUCUCAGUAGCAGCUGACUGGAUCUCUAAACUGAAGGAAACAGCUGAAGAUAUGGAACUGACAGAGCCACUUAAACUCACUGUAGCUACAAAAUUACUCGAAGGAAUAGCCGCAACGUGGUGGACUAGCAUAAAAGGGAAAUACCAGGGCAAAGUAACCUGGGCGAAGUUCGAGAAGGAGUUCUAUGAGCAAUUCUACUCAGCAUAUGAAGUUAACCUGAAACAUCAGGAGUACACUGAACUUAAACAGGGAGAACUAAGUGUGAAGGAACUAGAACAAAAGUUCCGUGAUUUUGCUAGGUUCUUACCUGAGUAUGCUUCUAACGAGAAUCGCAUGGCGAGUAAGUUUUGGUACGCACUGAGUUUGGAUGUGCGCGACCGUGGAAACUUUCAUGAAGAAAUGACGUUCAGUCAAGUUGUGAACCAAGGGCUAAGGGGUGAGAAAAGUCUCAUGGAGAGACGACAACAAGACCAAGAAGAUAACAAGAAGAGACGGGUGGAAGGAGGGGGACUCCUCAACCCACCUAAACGGUCAAACUCCAAUGGGACUUAUGGAGGGUCUCGAGGACCAUCACUUCCAUCACAAGGGAGGCAAACUACGUCCAUAGCGGACUCGAGAUCAAAACCCUUAUGGAAUGAUAAGUGCAGGAAUUGUGGGAAAAGACACUCUGGGAAAUGUCGUGAACCACCAAGGUGUUAUAACUGUGGAGAUACAAGCCACAUGAUGAACUCAUGCCCAAAGCAAAGAAGAACUAACCUAGAGCAGAAUACUAUUAGGCCCACACGUGGAGAUACUCGAUCAGGCAUGUCCCAAAUUUCUCCAAACCAACGAGGAGGCCCGACCAGUAAUGCUCCUUCAGUAAACCAGGGCCGCACACAAGCCAGGGUCUAUGCUAUGACUGAAGAAGAUGCCCGUGAAAAUCCUGAAUCAGUAACAGGAAUUGUGGUUAUUGACGGUAUGGAUGCUAGAAUCCUUAUCGAUACUGGAGCACAACGUUCUUUUGUGAGCGAGACGUUUGCAACCAAAUUGAGUCGCCCAAAAGGGUUAUUGCCACAGACCUUAGUGGUAUCAACACCCCUAGGCGAGGAGAUUGAGAAGAAAGAAUUUUACCCAUCUUGCAUCAUACAAAUACAAGAUUGCCGGCUCGAAUGUGACCUCAUUCCUCUAGGAAUGCUCGAGUUUGAUGCUAUCAUUGGCAUGGAUUGGCUAUCUAAAUAUCAUGCAAAAGUGAA
Messenger RNA from Cuscuta epithymum, 2682 nucleotides. NCBI's taxonomy places the organism in Eukaryota, Viridiplantae, Streptophyta, Magnoliopsida, Solanales, Convolvulaceae. The record is from the annotation of a GenBank genome assembly.